Ricinus communis (castor bean) is the source of this 2295-nucleotide messenger RNA. Its product is annotated as probable indole-3-acetic acid-amido synthetase GH3.1. Lineage: Eukaryota; Viridiplantae; Streptophyta; Magnoliopsida; Malpighiales; Euphorbiaceae. Gene Ontology annotation, molecular function: acid-amino acid ligase activity. The transcript has 3 exons. The record is from RefSeq and is a predicted model, not a curated record. Gene Ontology annotation, cellular component: cytoplasm. The coding region runs from base 150 to 1943 and encodes 597 amino acids.
UUCUUUCUCACACUGCAAACACACUUCUUCUUCUUCUUCUUCUUCUUCUUCUUCUCCUCCUGCAGAAAGCUAUUAGCUCUUUCCGUCCUUAAUUUUCUUCUGUAAUUCUUCAAACCCUCAAAACACAAGCUAGUACAUCUAAUACUUUAAUGGCUGUUGGUAAUACUCUUUCUUCUCCACUGGGUCCUCCAGCAUGCGAGAAGGACGCCAAAGCUCUUCUGUUGAUAGAAGAAAUGACAAGAAAUGCUGACCUGGUUCAAGAAAAGGUGUUGGCUGAAAUCUUGAACAGAAACAAAGAUGUGGAGUAUUUGAAAAAAUUCAAUCUCGAUGGAGCUACCGACCGCGAAACCUUCAAGUCGAAGCUACCCAUGGUCACCUAUGAGGAUCUUCAACCUGAAAUUCAACGUAUUGCUAAUGGGGAUCGCUCUGCUAUUUUGUCAGCUCACCCCAUUUCUGAAUUCCUCACUAGUUCUGGAACAUCAGCUGGUGAAAGAAAACUGAUGCCAACAAUUAAAGAAGAGCUGGAUCGUCGCCAAUUAUUGUAUAGCCUACUCAUGCCAGUGAUGAACCUGUACGUGCCAGGGUUGGACAAAGGCAAAGGCUUGUACUUUUUGUUUGUGAAAUCUGAAACAAGAACACCAGGUGGGCUCUUAGCACGUCCUGUGCUGACCAGCUACUACAAAAGUGACCACUUCAAGACUCGUCCGUAUGACCCCUACAAUGUGUACACUAGUCCCAAUGAGUCUAUUCUUUGUCCUGACUCCUUCCAAAGCAUGUACUCCCAGAUGCUUUGUGGCCUUCUCGAGCGCCAUCAAGUGCUCAGGGUUGGUGCAGUGUUCGCGUCUGGUCUCCUUCGUGCCAUAAGCUUUCUUCAGCUUAACUGGCAGGAAUUGGCCCGUGAUAUCAUGUCAGGAACGCUGAAUAAGCGUGUUACUGAUCCUUCUAUCAGGGACUGCAUUGCCAAGGUCCUGAAACCAAGUCCUGAGCUUGCAGAGUUUAUCAGAGUCGAAUGUUCGAAAGAGAAUUGGGAAGGGAUCAUUACAAGAAUUUGGCCGAAUACCAAAUAUCUUGACGUGAUUGUUACUGGCGCCAUGUCUCAAUACAUCCCUACUCUUGAUUACUACAGUGGCGGGUUGCCAUUAGCUUGCACCAUGUAUGCCUCAUCAGAAUGUUACUUUGGGUUAAACUUGAACCCAAUGUGCAAACCGUCAGAAGUUUCCUAUACAAUCAUGCCCAACAUGGCCUACUUCGAGUUCUUACCUCAUGAACCUAGCUGUUCCGGGUUGACUCGUGACUCACCGCCUAAACUCGUUGACCUUGUUGAUGUCGUAGUUGGUAAAGAAUACGAGAUCGUCAUAACUACAUAUGCAGGCUUAUACAGGUACCGAGUCGGUGACAUCCUCCGAGUCACCGGGUUCCAUAACUCAGCUCCUCAGUUCCAUUUCGUGAGGAGAAAGAACGUGUUACUCAGCAUUGACUCGGACAAAACCGAUGAGGCAGAGUUACAAAAGGCAGUGGAAAACGCGUCUCAACUCUUGCGCGAAUUCAACACGAGCGUGGUCGAGUACACGAGUUAUGCCGACACAAAGACAAUCCCAGGUCAUUACGUGAUAUACUGGGAGCUACUGAUCAAAGACUCAGCUAACUCGCCUAGUGAGAAGGUACUGAGUCAAUGCUGCCAUGCAAUGGAAGAAUCAUUGAACUCGGUGUAUCGACAAGGCCGGGUGGAGUGUAACUCAAUAGGUCCACUGGAGAUACGUGUGGUGAAAAAUGGAACAUUUGAGGAGCUAAUGGAUUAUGCAAUAUCAAGAGGGGCAUCAAUUAAUCAGUACAAGGUACCCAGGUGUGUGAAUUUUACACCAAUCAUGGAGUUGCUUGAUUCUAGAGUUGUAUCUACGCAUUUCAGUCCAGCUUUGCCACAUUGGACCCCAAAAAGAAGGUGAUGAUACAUAUAAUAUUAUGAUAGAGAUUUAUAUUUGGCACCGACCAAAUUUAAAAAAAAUGUCAAUGGCUGGCCAAAUAUAUAUAAAUAUAUAUAUAUAUAUAUAUAUAUAUAUAUAUAUUUAGAGUUGUAGAAUCUUGAUGGUAUUUUUCUUUUUUCUUGUAAUGUUUGUGGAAAUUUGGAGUGAGUAGCAUUUGGAAGAAAGGGUAAAGUGUAAGUUUGAUUAGGAUGUUUCAUGGUCAGGGUUUGUAUUUUGGUUCAAUUAACCAAUUGUUGAAAAUGAUGUGACCAUGAGUAUGUUUGUUUACUGAAUGUUUCUUUCAAUGUAAUGGAAACAUGAUAGUCUUUUGACA